AUGAAAUCUAUUCAAUAACUGUAUUUACAAGCUGUAUUAAAACAAUAAGAAUUAGAAAAAAUCAAAUAAGAGGAAUAAGUUCAUAGAUAAAAUCAAGAAGUAAAUUAAUUUAAAAUAAUAUAUAGAUAAUCAAAUAGUAGCAACUACUCUCUCUUGUCUUAUAACCUGGUUUAAAUACUAAUGAUAAGUAAGAAGUUUUAAUAUUUGUAUUAGAUAAAGUUGGUCUUUAAUCGAUAUUUAAAAUAGAAUAACAUAAUAUUACUAACAAUAAGUUUUAAGGAAAGAAAUAGUUAUCAUUAGAAAUUAAAUUGAAAUUCAUUUACCUUAUUUCCUUAAUGUAUUAGGAAAUUUGAUUAUUCAUGGUUUGGAUUCAAUAAAAGGAGAAGAAAAUUAUAUUGGAAUUCUAAAAUCCUAAUUUAUAAAUUAACCAAUGAAUAUAACUAUGAGUAAUUCAUUGUUCAAAACUCUCUCACUUUUAUUUAGAUCAUCCCUAGUUUAGUUUGAUAAAGGUAUUGUUAUAAAUUUAUCAUUAGAUUCAUUAUAGGAUAGUAGAUGUGUCAAUAUGAAAUAUUUUUCUUAAUUCUUAUUAUUUAGAGAUGAUUUUUGUGAUAUAUUUUUUAAUUCUCUCUAUUAAUAUUAGAUAUCUACAAAUAAACAGGUGAGUUAAUAGUUAACCUUCUAUUAAUUGUAUUAAUUAAUAACAAAAAACUCAGAAGAUAUUUGGACUACAUUCAUAUAUAAAUUAUUAAGUCAAUAGUAAUAACAAUUAACAAAAGAUCAAUUUUUUGUUUAAUUUAAUCAUUAUACAUUUCUGAUCAAUAAUUUCUUUAAAAAAUCUAAUCUUAUCUUUAAUAUAGUUGAAAAUACUGUUAAAUAGACAGCUUAAUUACAUAACGACUCAAUUUUUUAAGAAGUAUAAUUGUUAUUUAAUUUAGUAUCUAUUAAUAAUGGGCAGUUUCAAAGCAACAACCUAAGAUUUCUUGAAAAAUGCAACUUCUAUAUUUUUUGAUGAUAAUAAUACUUUUAUUGAAUUACCAGAAUUUAUAGUAAAAACAAAAAAAAUACAUAAUUAAUUGAAUAGUUCUAUCUUAUAUAUUUUACCUAUGAUAUUUUAAUUGGAAAGUCAAAUGAUUGAUAUGAUCUAAGUAAAUGGGAAAUAAGAAAUCAAACCAUUGAAAAAUAGUUCCAAUUAUUAUUUAAAGAUGAUAGAAAGAUUGAAAAAUAAAUGUGUAUAUAAUGGAGAAGAAAAUUGUAAUUGUAAGAAAUGCUAAUGCAUCAGAAGAAAUAGAAGUUCUGCUAAUGAAUCUUAAAGAAAAAAGAGAGAAGCACUUGAAAAGAUAGGUCCAUUAUAAGAUGCUUUUGAAGAAUUAAGAAAAAAGGUUAAAGUAGUAUAAAAUGAGAAUGAAAAUCUUAGAAAAUUACUUACAAGUGUAUUUUAACAUCCAUAAGUAUCAAAAUUGGCUUCAACUUUCAUAGAACCUCUCACAAAAAUAAUAUCAGAUACUGAUUGUGGAUUUGAUUCAUAUGAAUGUUGA
Molecule: messenger RNA, 1535 nt
Organism: Paramecium pentaurelia
Lineage: Eukaryota; Ciliophora; Oligohymenophorea; Peniculida; Parameciidae
Source: the annotation of a GenBank genome assembly